AUGGAAAACCCAUUACUAUCAUCGGGGAUAAUCUCCCAGCUCUGUGGUAUCCUCCAGAACCCUGACUUUCUCCCACAAUUAGCAUCGGCCAUCGAGGAGUCAAAGCUGCGUCAGAACAGUGAUCACUUGUUCCUGCAAAUUCAAGCUUCUCUCUGCACCGUCCCAUCAGCCGAUUUGCAUCGAGGCUCCUUGAUCCUGGGCUGUAUCGAUCUCCAUGAUGGGAAGCUCGUACCACCACGGCUUACUUCCGUAAACCCAGAUCCGGUGGAUCCAUCAAGAGAUGGUGUUGUUCCCUUAACACCACAGUCCAUGGUAGAUGAAGCUAGCCCUCGGUCCCCGAAGCGUCGAAAGACCGUCAGUAGUCUCCGACUUGCUCCAUUCAAGUCGAUAGCUUCGCCCAACGAAGAAGAGCUUGAAAAGGAUGACCAAGAUACUUCGGUUCCUGGAAGCAGUGUGUCCCAUCCACAAACAGCCUCAAUCCGCCAAGUACAUAGCGACACAGGAUUCCCACAGCGCAAAAAGCCAGGACGAGAUAGCUCUGUUCCAGUAAUGGAGCCUACGUCAACUGAUAAACUCAUAUCUGGCAUAUGGCGUCAGGUAUUCUCGCCUGUGCAGUUGAGCCGGCUUCCAUCCGUAUGUGGUGAUGAACAGAUAAUAGAGCCGAGUAUCAAUAUCCGUACUGGAGUUAGUGGAGAUGUCUUCCGCGCUGUCAACACGCUGUGUUUAAAAUACUCCAACCAAAGCCAGUCGUCUCGGGCCUUGGAAAUGAUCGUGCAAGCCUAUUGGAUAGAGUGCUACGAGGCCCGCAUCGCCGUGAUUCGGCUUCAAAAUCAGAAUUUGUCCAUCACGGAGUCUCGAAUGAUAGCACUGAAAGAAGCUUGUGCCGUGCUGAAGUGGAAAGAGAAAAACCUACGAAAUCGGAUUGCAAUCUGGCGCGGUUAUAAGGAGAUCAAAGACGCCGGGGGAUGGGCCAGUCUGAUCUUCGCCAGUGUUGGAGUCUACCGAUUCUGCAAAUACCGCACGGGGUUUGGAGAGGGACUCUCAACGCGCCUGCGCCAUAUUAAAUGCAGUCUUGAACUUGCGGCUGACACUCUGCACCCAGAAUGGCGAGACCUCCUGCAAGUCAUCGGUCAGGUCGAAGCACCUCGAUACUGCGGUCAUCCUCACGAAUGGGUCACGGUGGCUGGUGAACCGGCGGUCCCAAUAGCUUCGACAUACGCUCACCUUAACCUACCCAACGGAUUCCAGUAUCAAUUCAUCGACGAGUGUGUCAUAGACUAUACAGUGUUCGGCACCGAUGACCCACGCCAGGUCCCCGGUCUCGAUCCCGAGACCUGCCCCGUCUGCAAGCAACGACAGUCCGACGAGAUCGAGAAGAACCAAUGCACCUGCUUCCCAACCCUAUUAGGCGGCAUUCGUGAUUCGAUACCGGUACAACUGUUUCACACGACCAGCGGCAAGAACAACGGCGUCGUAGCCCGCACUUCCAUCGACCGCGGCACCGCCAUCGGCGAAUUCAUCGGCCUCAUAACGAACGGGAUCUCCGGUAUGGACGUGAUGCAGGGCGGCUCGCACAAGAAGCAAACGUACCAGAUCUACCAAGGUCAGAUGGGCAACUUCACACGCUUCAUCAAUCACUCGUGUCGACCGAACAGCCAGUUUCAGCGAUUCUACUGGCGCGGGAAGGAGCGCAUCGUGGUGGUUUCGCGGGGCGUGGUGGCGGGAAGCGAGAUCACGGUAGACUAUUCAAAUCAGUAUUGGCAUCAGUUGGAUAAGAGGUGUCUUUGUGGGGAGGUUUGUUGUCGGUUUAGCGGAAGACGAGAGGAGAGGUUUGGAAGGAAAGACAUAUAG
This is a messenger RNA of Aspergillus melleus, 1851 nucleotides long. Its product is annotated as SET domain-containing protein. Gene Ontology annotation, molecular function: protein binding. NCBI's taxonomy places the organism in Eukaryota, Fungi, Ascomycota, Eurotiomycetes, Eurotiales, Aspergillaceae. The record is from RefSeq and is a predicted model, not a curated record. Bases 1 to 1851 code for a protein of 616 amino acids. The transcript is spliced from 6 exons.